AUGGCCACUUUGGUGUGGCUCGGUUGUUCCACCCCAAACAGUACUGCCGCGGUAGAGGUUCUACACUCCCUUGCUCUACUUGCUCGGCAGCACAACGCCUUCGCAGGCAUGGAGAGAAAUGAUUUCGGGCCCUUCGUAUUCGAAAAGCAGCCAAGCGGAGCAAGUGUUUUCAUCCGUGAUGAAGACAUGCUCAUGGCAGAACUGGACAGUGACCGUAAAUGUUCUACUGCCUGUCUGUCCCGAAAGCCAGGGAAAAGCGAUGAGACUAUAUUCCAGUUCAAGAACUUCGAACUCUGGUGCGAGAUUGAUGGCAUGUUCUCGAAUUCUUACUUUCAGCGCACCUGGAUCGAACGAGAGGUUGCCAAGGCACCGCAUGUAAAAAUCUGUCGUGGUCCUCACAUCAUCUCCUGGUCACUUUUUACUUCAGCAUUCGUAGGCCGCAGUCUACUACUUUUUCACCCGCAGCACCCAGGACUGCGCUUUACAGGAUCACUCCAAACUGUUAUGGACGCACGGCAGAGAUGGAGAACACCAGAACAUGGCACGACCCUCGCAGGUGCCUUGGUAGCUCUGACAUACUCUAAGGAGACACGCAAACAUGAUCAUAUCUAUGCAGCGUACGCCAUGAGUAAAUACACAAUCGAGUGGCUCGAGACAUCAGGCCAUAAUCUUGAUAUUGAGGAACUGAUGUUGAGGACUAGUUGCGCUUGUAUCCAAGAGACAGACGAUCUGUACCAUUUGGGGCAAUGGUGUCACCAGUCGGAAGGCGAUGAACCUUCCCACAUGGGCGCCUGA
Molecule: messenger RNA, 795 nt
Organism: Zasmidium cellare ATCC 36951
Lineage: Eukaryota; Fungi; Ascomycota; Dothideomycetes; Mycosphaerellales; Mycosphaerellaceae
Exons: 1
Coding region: 1-795 (264 amino acids)
Source: RefSeq, a predicted model, not a curated record